Molecule: messenger RNA, 838 nt
Organism: Paramecium pentaurelia
Lineage: Eukaryota; Ciliophora; Oligohymenophorea; Peniculida; Parameciidae
Source: the annotation of a GenBank genome assembly
UAAUGCCACAACACGAUUAUAUUGAACUUCAUCAAAAAAGAUUUGGAAAAAGACUUGAUACAGAAGAAAGAGCAAGAAAAAAGGCAGCCAGACAACCUCAUGAAUUAGCAGAGAAAGCAUAAAAUCUUAAGGGUCUUAAAGUAAAUAAAUGAAAAUAAUAUUUUUACAGGCCAAAAUGUUUAACAAGGAAAGAUUUAAAGAGAAAGCAUUGAUGAAGAAAUAAAUGUUAGCUCAUGAAGAAAAAGAUAUUGAAGUCAAUGUUGAAGAUGUUAAAGAUGGAGCUGUUCCUACAUAUUUAUUAGAUAGAGAAUAAUAAUAAUAAUCAAAGGUUUUGACAAAUAUGCUUAAAUAAAAAAGGUAGAGUAUAUUAUUUAUAUUAUUAGAUAAGAGAAAGCAGGUAAAUGGGAUGUUCCAAUUGCAAAAGUUAAAUAAAUGUCAGAAGGAGAAAUGUUUUAAGUAAUUGAGAGUGGAAAGAGAAAAUAAAAGUCUUGGAAAAGAAGAAUUAAUAAGGUAUGUUUUGUUCCUGAAACAUUUACUCGUAAACCUCCAAAAUUUGAAAGGUAUAUUAGACCUACAGGACUUCGUUUUAAGAAAGCAAAUGUUACUCAUCCUGAACUCAAAACUACUUUUAGUUUACCUUUAUUGGGAGUUAAGAAAAAUCCAUAAUCAGCAUUAUAUACUACACUUGGUGUAAUAACUAAAGGAACAGUUGUUGAAGUGAAUGUUAGUGAAUUAGGUUUAGUAACUUAAACUGGUAAAGUAAUUUGGAGUAAAUAUGCUCAAGUAACAAAUAAUCCUGAAUUGGAUGGAUGUAUUAAUGCUACAUUGCUUGUUUGAU